ACUGGCAUUGCAAAUUUAAUACAGUCCGAUUCUGUUAUUUGGAGUGAAGUUUAAAUUUGUUUCUCUGAGUGGGCAAACAGUUGAAGAGGCGAUGGCGAUGGGCAGACCUCCGACGCCGGCAGGUACGAGCGCCAUGAACAUUGUUGCAGGCGCCGCUUCCACUAAUCUCAAGACAGUCCUAAUCACCGGGGUCAGCCGCGGCCUCGGUAAAGCCCUAGCACUUGAAUUGGCCAAGCGCGGCCAUACCAUAAUCGGCUGCUCCCGCUCCCCUGAAAAGCUCUCUGCUCUCCAAUCCGAGCUCGCCGCCGCCGCCUCUGAUGGUAGCACCAACGCUAACAACCACAUUUUCAUGAAUGUUGACGUGAGGUCUAAUCGUAGUGUUGAGGAGUUGGCGCGUGCCGUAGUGGAGAAGAAGGCUAUUCCUGAUAUAAUUGUGAACAAUGCUGGGACCAUAAAUAGGAACAAUAAAAUAUGGGAGGUUCCAGAAGAUGAAUUUGACAAUGUCAUUGAUACAAACAUCAAGGGUACCACAAAUGUGUUACGCAACUUCAUUCCAAUUAUGAUUGAGAACAAGCAAGGGAUAAUUGUCAACAUGUCAUCUGGAUGGGGAAGAUCUGCUGCUGCACAGGUGGCUCCUUAUUGUGCCUCAAAGUGGGCAGUGGAGGGUUUGACAAGGUCAGUUGCAAAGGAGCUGCCUCCCGGAAUUGCAGUUGUUGCACUCAAUCCUGGUGUGAUUAACACCGAUAUGCUUCAAUCAUGUUUUGGCACUUCAGCUUCUGUAUACCCAACUCCUGAGUCAUGGGCACCUAGGGCAGCUACUCUGAUUCUCCACCUUACGCUGGCUGACAAUGGUGCACCUCUCACCGUGUGAUACAAGGACAUGGCUGUUAUUGUUUGGUGUAUGAAGAGUUACUAAAAUCUAUCCUGUUUUGUACUCUCUCCGUCACAUGUUACUCGCACUUUUUAUUUUAGGCCGUAAAUUUGAUAUUGAUUUUUUAGUAUAA
Messenger RNA from Salvia splendens (bonfire salvia), 1004 nucleotides. RefSeq names its product NADPH-dependent pterin aldehyde reductase. Gene Ontology annotation, cellular component: cytosol. NCBI's taxonomy places the organism in Eukaryota, Viridiplantae, Streptophyta, Magnoliopsida, Lamiales, Lamiaceae. Gene Ontology annotation, molecular function: oxidoreductase activity, acting on the CH-OH group of donors, NAD or NADP as acceptor. Gene Ontology annotation, biological process: folic acid-containing compound metabolic process. The transcript is spliced from 5 exons. The record is from RefSeq and is a predicted model, not a curated record. Bases 92 to 871 code for a protein of 259 amino acids.